This is a messenger RNA of Didymodactylos carnosus, 747 nucleotides long. The record is from the annotation of a GenBank genome assembly. Lineage: Eukaryota; Metazoa; Rotifera; Eurotatoria; Philodinida; Philodinidae.
AUGGUCACGCGAGUUGACGAUAUUCCUUCUGUGCAUGACGAUGGCAAUCAAACAUUCGACGAAAAUGUUCGCAUCAAACAAGCUCUCACACAAAUACCAAGGUGUGCUCCAGACGAUCAUGCUCGUCAUCUUGUUCUUCUCACUGUUCUUCGAGCAUGGGCUCAUUUUGCUUGUGAGCACAAUCUUCAAUACUGGAUAGCUUAUGGAACGCUCGUUGGCUAUGUUCAGCGACGUGGUUUAUUACCACAUGAUCCUGAUAUCGAUGUGUUAAUGAUGGCUCGUGAUACACCAAAACUUGUGGCCAUUGCUACUCUGCUCUAUUCAAACUUGACAUUGUUGAAUUCGAGCAUGUACAAACUUAAAGUACAUCCACAAUGGUACAUUGUUCAAUACUCCAAUCGAUCGUAUUUUCAUUCGCAAGGCAUUCAUUUCGUCGCACCCAAUGCACGAUUUGUUCAUCGAGAGAGAGCAUGCCACGUUGACAUUUACCCCACUUACGAUUAUCAUCCUGAUCAAUCAAAUAGUUCGACCAACACAUCAACAAUUCUUAGUGAAUAUGAUCGAAACUACUAUUGGAAACCUUAUCCGCGAAAGUGGACUUUUCCAUUACGUUCAUGUGAAUUUAGUGGAAUUCGAUUAUUGUGUCCGGCACAGCCAGAAAAACUUGUGGCUGCCUUCUAUGGACAAACAGCUUUAUUUCAAUCGGACAAGUCGUGUAUCAAAGGUAAAUGGACAAGAAAAAGAUAA